Messenger RNA from Funneliformis caledonium, 125 nucleotides. The record is from the annotation of a GenBank genome assembly. Lineage: Eukaryota; Fungi; Glomeromycota; Glomeromycetes; Glomerales; Glomeraceae.
AUGGUAAUAGAUAUACCAUUCUUGGUCGCCAGAUGUAUCCAUUAUUUACCAGAAUCUUCAUUAACAAUUCUGAACCACAGGAUUUACAUUGACUCUACAUCAGAUGAUUUGAAAAUUCGAUAUAG